AACCGGUGUCCAGUCGUUCUCCACCUCCGCUCCUCUUUCUGAAGACGCCCCAAGUUGUUGUCCUCCAUCCUAUUUUUCCACUUCAUCUUUAAACUUAUUUUGACUUUUCAUCCCUCAUUUCGGCUUUAUAACUACUCCCCCCCCCCCCCCCUCCCCAGUGGACUUUCCCCUGCAGACACCGGCUCCUUGGCUUCACUUUCCCCCCACCAGCACCACCACCACCACCAUCACCACCAUGCUGCAGAAUGAACACUUGCGCCGCUGAGACCUGUUGAGCGAUGUGAGACUCGGAACGCCGCAGAAGGGGAAUAGAAAAAGUUUUGCAUCCACUUUACGCACGAUGACCGAGGAGAGCCGGAGCGAGCACAGGGCUGAAAGCGGGAAGGACCUGGAGAAACAGCUGCGGUUGAGAGUGUGCGUCCUGAAUGAACUUGUCAAGACCGAACGGGAUUAUGUCGGGACGCUCGAGUUUCUGUCGGUGUUUCUACAUCGUCUCAACCAGUACGCGGCCACCAAAAUCGACAAGAACAUCACAGAGGAAACGGUUAAGGUUUUAUUCUCCAACAUCGAGGAGAUCCUGGCCGUUCACAAAGACUUCUUGUCAAUGGUGGAGGAGCUGCUGCAGCCGGACCCUCAUGCUCACCAUGAAAUCGGACGCUGCUUCUUGCACUUUAAGAGCCGUUUCCAGAUUUACGACGAAUACUGCGGGAACCACGAGAAGGCUCAGAGACUGCUGCUGGAGCUCAAUAAGAUCAGGAGUGUCCGCACGUGCUUACUGAACUGCAUGUUGCUCGGAGGCCGAAAAAACACAGAGGUGCCGCUGGAGGGUUACCUGGUAGCUCCCAUUCAGAGGAUCUGCAAGUACCCAUUGCUUCUCAGAGAGCUGCUAAAGAGGACUCCCAAGAAGCACAACGACUACGCCCUGGUGCAGGAGUCUCUGCAUGUGAUGAAGGCCGUGUGCUCCAGCAUAAACGAGGCCAAGAGACAGAUGGAGAAGCUGGAGAUUCUGGAGGAAUGGCAGUCACACAUCGAGGGUUGGGAGGGCUCCAACAUAACAGACACGUGCACGGAGAUGCUCAUGCAUGGCGUCCUGUUGAAGAUCUCAGCUGGAAACAUACAAGAGAGGAUUUUCUUCCUGUUUGACAAGCUCCUGGUUUACUGCAAGAAGAAAAACAGGCGUUUAAAAAACAGCAAGGCAGCCACGGAGGGUCCUCGCUACCUCUUCCGAGGGAGAAUCAACACCGAGGUGAUGGAGGUGGAAAAUGUGGACGACGGCACGGCCGACUACCACAGCAGCGGGAACAUAGUGAACAACGGCUGGAAGAUCCACAACACGGCCAAGAACAAGUGGUUCGUCUGCAUGGCCAAGACCCCAGAAGAGAAGCAGGAGUGGCUGGAGGCCGUCAUGAAGGAGAGGGAGCGGAGGAAAAGUCUGAGGCUCGGCAUGGAGCAGGAUACGUGGGUGAUGGUGUCAGAGAAGGGGGAGAAGCUCUACCACCUCAUGACCAAGGGCCACCUCAUUAAGGAUCGGAAGCGCAAGCUCACCACCUUCCCCAAGUGCUUCCUGGGAAGCGAGUUUGUGUCUUGGCUGAUGGAAAUUGGAGAGACAGGCAACCCAGAGGAAGGGGUUCACCUGGGUCAAGCUCUGCUGGAGAACGGCAUCAUCCACCAUGUCACAGACAAACACCAGUUCAAACCUGAGCCAGUGCUUUACCGCUUUCGCUACGAUGACGGCACCUACCAUCCCAGAAGUGACAUGCACGAUGUCAUAUCGAAGGGCGUUCGGCUCUUCUGUCGCCUCCACAGCCUUUUCACCCCUGUCAUCAGGGAUAAGGACUACCAUUUGCGGACCUACAAGUCAGUGGUGAUGGCCAACAAACUGAUAGACUGGCUCAUUGCACAGGGCGACUGCCGAACGAGGGAGGAAGCGUUGAUCUUGGGGGUGGAGCUCUGCGACAAUGGCUUCAUGCAUCACGUGUUGGAAAAGAGUGAGUUCAAGGACGAGCCCCUGCUGUUUCGUUUCUUUGCCGACGAGGAGAUGGAGGGCUCCAACACCAAACACAAGCCCAUGAAGCACGACCUGAAAAUAGUGGAGAAUGUCAUCUCCAAGUCCCUUCUGAUAAGACCCAGUGAUGGAGGCUAUGGCUUUACCCUGGAAGAGAGAAACAGAGUUCCCAUCAUCAAAUCUGUGGAGAAGGGAUCCCCAGCUGAGAUGGCCGGCCUGGAGGUAGGAAAGAAGUUGUUUGCCAUAAAUGGAGACCUGGUGUUCCUCAGACCUUUCUCUGAAGUCGAAGUUCUCCUCAGGCAGUGUUUCAACAGCAAAGGACCCAUCAGGGUGCUGGUCAGCACCAAGCCAAGAGAGACGGUAAAGAUCCCCGACUCGGCUGAGGGGCUGGGCUUCCAGAUCCGGGGCUUUGGUCCAUCUGUGGUCCAUGCUGUCGGGAGAGGCACGGUGGCAGCCAUCGCUGGCCUCCACCCGGGCCAGUGCAUCAUCAAGGUGAACGGCAUCAACGUGAGCAAGGAGAGCCACGCCAGCGUCAUUGCUCAUGUCACCGCCUGCAGGAAGUACCGGCGACCCACACAGCAAGAUACCAUUAAAUGGGUGUACAACAACAGUGAGAGUGCCCAGGAGGACCAGAAGACCAACCAGAAACCUGUCACAGAGGAGAACGGAGACGGCUUUGAGUGCAAAGUGGAAGAGGUGAUGGACAAAUUCAACACCAUAGCCAUCAUUGACGGGAAGAAGGACCACGUGAGCCUGACUGUAGACAACGUCCAUCUGGAGUACGGUGUGGUGUACGAAUACGACAGCACCGCCGGGAUCAAGUGCCACGUGCUGGAGAAAAUGGUGGAACCCAAGGGAUUCUUCAGCCUCACCGCUAAGAUCCUGGAGGCGCUGGCACGUAAUGAUGACAUGCUGGUGCAGAUGUGUGGCAGGUUGAGCUCCAGCUGUGAUGUGAUCCCAGAGGAGCUGCAGGUACGCUUCAGUGCCAUGUGUGGCGACAGGGUGGAGCACAUCAACCGACGCACCACCAACUACAGAAAGUUUGCCAGGGUACUGAAGAACAGAGCAUGGCCCACCUUCAAGCAGGCCAAGGCCAAGGUGUCCCCGCUCCACAGCAGCGACUUCUGCCCCACAAACUGUCAUGUUAACGUGAUGGAGGUCUCCUACCCCAAAACCACCACCUCCCUUGGAAGUGCCUUUGGUGUGCAGCUGGACAACAGGAAGAACACGCUGGAGAAGGGAGGGCGCGGCAGUGCUGAGCAGGGUAAACUGAACCCCAUGGUUAAUGUCCAGCACACCUUUACCACGAUGGCGGCCCCGUCGGGUCACAGCUUGGGCAGGACGGAGGGACACGGCCUUCGCUUCCUGCUCAGGGAGGACGACCUGCUCACCCUGGAUGCGUACCAGAAACUCCUCUACAAACUCACAACGGUUGUCAAAGAGAUGGAGACGCAUGGCGCCCACAUUCAUGACAUUCUAUCCUCCAUCACACACCCUCCAGCGUCAGAGGCGAGGACCCCGGAGAGUUACAUCUCCGCAGAGAGCGAGGGGGAGAAGGGCGAGCGCAACGGGAAGAAAGUGUGUUUCAACGUGGCCGGGGACGAGCAGGAGGACUCUGGACACGACACCAUCAGCAACAGAGACUCGUACAGUGACUGUAACAGCAACAGGAACUCCAUUGCCUCCUUCACUAGCAUCUGCAGCAGCCACUGUAGCUCCUAUGUCCACAGUGAUGAGAUGGACUCAGGAGAUGAGAUGCCCUCCAGCGUGUGGCUGUCCCACGAUAAGCAGAAGAAACUUCACAGCUUCCUGGAGCAUCUGUUCAGCCAGGUGGACUCAAUCACCAGCAUGCUGAGAGGAGCCGUGGUGGCGCGGGCGUUUGAGCAGACAAAAUGCUUCACGCCUGGAAGAGGAUUACAAGAGUUUCAGCAGGAGAUGGAGCCCAAGGUGAACUGCACCAAGAAGUUGCGUCUCCAUGUCAAGCAGGAUCCUUGGAACCUUCCCAGCAGCGUUCAGACCCUCACGCAAACCAUCGCGAAAUUUGUUGAAGAGGUGAAGACGAGGCUGCUCUUGGUCCUACUACAGUAUACAGACUCAGAAAUCCAGUUGCGUCGAGAUAUGGUGUUCUGUCAGUCUCUGGUCGCAGCUGUGUGUGCCUUCACAGAGCAUCUACUGGCCGUCCUCAACCAGUUCCACAGCGUGAGCAGGGAGAUGGACCAGGACAGCUCGGACCCCCAGGACCUACAGGAGACUCAGGAGGCCGGCUGCCGAUGGCUGGAGCAGAUCGCCAGCGCCGGACUGCUCUUCCACUUCCAGUCCCUCCUCUCCCCCAAUUUGACGGAUGAGCAAGCCAUGUUGGAGGACACUCAGGUCGCACUCAUCGACCUGGAGAAGGUCACGUUCUACUUCCGGCAUUUUGAAGGGGAGCCGCUGGUGGCCAACAAGCCCAUUUCCUACCAGGUGGAGGGCACACGUCAGGCCUUGAAGGUUUGCUUCUACCUGGAGAGAUCCUACUUCUCCCUGCUGCCUCACAGGCUGAAGAACGGGGGAGGCAUCAAGAUCUACCCUGUGCUCUUCACACAAGCACUGGAGAGUAUGGAGGGCUACUACUACAGAGACAAUGUUUCAGUGGAGGAAUACCAGGCCCAGAUCAAUGCCGCCUCACUGGAUAAAGUCAAGCAGUACUACAAGAGACUGAGUCUCUCCUUCAGGGCUUUCUACCUGGAUCAGUCCAACAUGCCACCCAGCGCUGCACCCAAAGCUGCCCUCAUCGAUAAGUUGAUGCGUCCCCUCAAUGCUCUGGAGGAGCUCUACCGCCUGAUGGAGAGUUUUAUCAGCUGUCGCCGCACCGCCGCCUGUCAGUACACCGCCUGCGGGGCCUCCGGAGUGGGACUGCUCACUGUGGCCUCCGAGCUCUGCUCUCGUCUCGGAGCCACACACAUUGUCAUGUGCAACAGCGGCGUUCAUCGCUGCACGCUGAGUGUGACGUUGGAGCAGGCCAUCCUGCUGGCCCGAAACCACGGCCUGCCGCCUCGCUGCAUCAUGCAAGCCACCGACGUCAUGAGGAAACAGGGGGCGAGAGUUCAGAAUUCUGCCAAGAAUCUGGGAGUGAGGGAUCGGACGCCAUCAUCAGUCCCAAGGUUGUACAAGCUGUGCCAGCCCCCUCCCCCCGAUGGUGACCCAUAAUGCACUACACCCAGGAAGGUGCUGAGCAGUGAGUCCGAGGCGUUCCGCGCCGGAAGUCUUCCCUCCGCUCAUGAAGGAUCAACCCAUCUGAACAUUUCUAUAUGCUCAGAACAGCUGCCUUAAGUGUAAAUAGACUUUCUUUUUUUUUUUUUUACGUAAAUAGUAUUUUUUAAUACUUUAUAUUUUUCACAGUUGUACUUUAUACAUAUUUUGACUUGUUUUUUUAUUGUGUAAUGCAUCUGACGUGGAGAUGAGAAAACAAAGGAUUUGAUCUCAAUGGACUUAAAUAAGCUCAGUGUCUUGGCUUCAUUGAAAAAUUUGCUUUUUUUCAUGUGGGACGAUUACAUGUCAUGUUUUUAGUUUCAUUUGCAUAUGAAAUAAGCAAGAUAACCUUGAUUCAAAAGAUAUUUUCCUUGUGUUUGUUCAGAUUAGCCAACAAUCUGUCUCUGUCCUCUGCCUCCUAUGCGUUAAUCACACGAAUGUCAUUUCUAACGCUUCCUGACAUGAUUUUUAUCUUCUGUAAAUAUACACUUUUAGCAGAAAGAAGCAGAAAAGACUCCUGCUGCUGUUUCCUAAAGAUUUUGAACUUCAAUGGCUGUCGUAUGCAUGAAUAUAAAGAUUUUCAAUGGUUUAUCAGUAUUAACACAUGAUAGUUUACGGGAAGUACAGCUGUGAGAUAUAUUCUGUUAUUUUAUAUAGACAGUACUCAGGAUUAAAGUGUCUCUAUGUGCUACUUAUUAUUGGAUGUUGUCAGUGAAGGGUGGAUUACUCAAUGCCAUGCAAACAGCCCAGUGAUAAUAAACUGCAUUAGUAAGCUCCAGUGCUGUUCCCACACGGAUGUCUCUGUUGUUCCAUCAAUGGUGAUAAAACGACUUAUUGCAGCAAGGAUUUUCCUCAAAACACUAAAAAUGUUUUCAAAUAUAUUAAAGCUGAUCAAAUGAGGUUAUGACCAAUUCACGACUGACUUUGUUUAUUCUGUAUUUAACAUGUAUCACUUGAACAAUAUCUCAGUGUAAUAAACAGACCUGCUUCAUGGAAAAACA
This is a messenger RNA of Platichthys flesus (European flounder), 6234 nucleotides long. It is a transcript of the gene prex2, whose product is annotated as phosphatidylinositol-3,4,5-trisphosphate-dependent Rac exchange factor 2. Lineage: Eukaryota; Metazoa; Chordata; Actinopteri; Pleuronectiformes; Pleuronectidae. Gene Ontology annotation, molecular function: guanyl-nucleotide exchange factor activity; protein binding. The transcript is spliced from 41 exons. The record is from RefSeq and is a predicted model, not a curated record. Gene Ontology annotation, biological process: intracellular signal transduction. Bases 341 to 5191 code for a protein of 1616 amino acids.